AUGGCCUAUCGUUUUAUUAUUCCCUCUAUCACCGCUAUUGGUAUUUUAUCCCAUGAUCUCUCCAACCCCAAGAGGUCCCUCUUUAUCCACCCAAUGCGCUGUGAAACCGUCACCGCAUGGCCCUCCCUCACCAGCAUAGGACUAGGAUCCAGCAAACCCCAACCAGAGCCAUAUGAACGAGCACGGGGAGGAGCAACAGCAACACAAACGCAGCAAUCGACGUUUUCGCCGAUGCUUUAUAGACAGGUUUCAACCGGAUCCUUUCUAGGGCUCGUGGCAGGAUUUGCGGUAGGAAAGUUUAGCAAAAGCAUUGGGCUUGUUCUCGGCAGUUUGCUGCUACUAAUUGAGUUUCUGGCCUCAAGAGGGCUGCAUGUAGUCCCAUACAGUUGGCUACAAAAGCUCACAAAUAAAGUGGACGUGAAAGGACUAGUAACGAAGAAUAUGGCGUUCAAGGCAUCUUUUGGGGCUAGUUUUGCAAUUGCGGCGCUUUACAACUAG
Molecule: messenger RNA, 498 nt
Organism: Morchella importuna
Lineage: Eukaryota; Fungi; Ascomycota; Pezizomycetes; Pezizales; Morchellaceae
Exons: 3
Coding region: 1-498 (165 amino acids)
Source: RefSeq, a predicted model, not a curated record